GUCACGGGAAGGUGUAUGGAACGAGUAUUGUACAUGCAUAGGAUAAACACGCAAGAACUUGUUGCUUGGGUAUUGGCUACACUGAAGUGGGCGUGUGCGACACAUUCUGAGAACAUGUGUUUUGAUUCAUCAGGAAGAAGCGUAGGGCAAUAUUGCCACGGAGUGUUGACGUUUGUGUUGUGUGUGCGUAUUGUGUUUUACACCAAUCUUGCCAAAGAUAUGUCUUGAUUCUCAGAUAAGUGUGCUAAUCUCAACAACAUGGCAAAGUUUGUGCCAGGAUCUGCAUCUUCUCCGACAGCUGAAGUGGAGCUCAGUCUGUCAUGCAGGGACCUUUUGGACACCGAUGUAUUCUCAAAAUCGGACCCAAUGUGUGUUACUUACCUGAAGACAUAUGAGACACAAGACUGGAUUGAAGUGGGACGAACUGAGAUGGUCAAGAAUACAUUAAACCCAGAUUUUGUACGAAAGGUACAUUUGACAUACAGAUUUGAGGAACAACAGUGGCUGAAAUUCGCUGUGUACGAUAUUGAUACGGAGUCACCCGACCUUGGAGAACAUGAUUUCUUAGGAGAAUGUGAAUGCACUCUAGGCCAGGUAGUAUCUGCUGGUCGUUUAGCUUUGCAGCUUCAUCGUCCAUCUUACACACGGGGACAGUUAAUAGUAUCUGUUGAAGAGCUUGCAACGUGUCGUGAUGAAGUAAUCUUACAGUUUUGUGGGCGUAAUCUAGAUCGUAAGGAUUGGUUUGGCAGCUCUGACCCCUUUCUGGAGUUCCAGAGAGUUGGAGAAAAUGGCAGUUAUCAUGUAGUCCACAGGACAGAAGUGAUAAAGUGGACAUUGAAUCCUAACUGGAAACCCUUUGUAAUGCCAGUCAGAACCUUGUGUGCUGCCGAUAUGGAUCGCUCAAUUAAAAUUGUGUGCUACGACUGGAACCGCAGUGGGAGCCACAGCCUCAUUGGUGAAUUCUGUACAACAUUACGAGAACUCUCAAAUGGUCCAGGACCUGCCACUGUCUUCCACUGUAUACAUCCUCGCAAACAGGCAAAAAACCAGUCAUACCAACAUUCUGGAGAGGUGAGGCUUCUCCGUUAUGAAUACAAAAAAGUCUACUCUUUCCUUGAUUAUGUAAAAGAAGGAGGUACACAGCUGAAUUGCACUAUAGCCAUAGAUUUCACAGCUUCCAAUGGAGAUCCACAGAGUCCAGACUCUUUGCAUUAUAUAUCAUCAGUUGCACCAAACCAGUAUGAGCAGGCACUGACAGCUGUUGGAGAGAUAAUUCAAGAUUAUGACAGUGAUAAACUGUUUCCUGUGCUUGGUUUUGGUGCUCGUAUACCCCCUGAUGGAAGGGUCUCCCAUGAAUUCUUUGUAAAUAUGCUUCCCAGUCCAUUUUGCUCAGGAAUUGCAGGUGUUUUGGAAGCUUAUAAGAGUUGUAUUAGACAAAUUCAACUCUAUGGGCCAACAAACUUCAGCCCAGUUAUCAGUCAUGUUUCAAAAUUUGCAGAAACAUACUGCGAUGGCACACAGUAUUUCAUACUGUUAAUAAUCACAGACGGAGUAAUCACAGACAUGUUUCAAACAAAAAAGGCAAUUAUCCAUGCUUCAUCUCUACCAAUGUCAAUCAUUAUUGUGGGUGUUGGGAAUGCCGAUUUCACAGCUAUGAACGAGUUGGAUGCUGAUACGGUUCCACUCAUGGUUAAUGGUAUUAAGGCUGAGAGAGACAUUGUGCAGUUUGUACCAUUUCGAAAUUUCCAAAGCAUAAGGAAUCCAACGUUGGCAAAAGCAUAUCUUGCAAAAGAAGUGUUAGCUGAAAUUCCUGACCAGAUAGUAGGUUUUAUGAAGUCUCGAAACAUAGCUCCGAAGCCACGUCCUGCAACUGGGAUUCCUACUGGUGAUGUUGGUUCUGUUGUGCAGUGACUGACUCUUGUUAACAUGCUCUUAAAGUCGUGCAGUCUUCUAUCACUUAGGAUAAGAAUAUCCUGAACAUUUCAUGGUAUUUGUGAAAUUUUUUUGAAUCCAUUGUCUGUGAUUGUAGAACUACAGAGAAAUAAACAUUUCUUAGCUGGAAUUAUUGUCACUGAGCAUAAUCACAGUUUCUUUUAAAUUAAUAAAUUUAGUAUUACUUUCUAAUAAACUGUAUAAAUCAUUCCAGAUAGAGAUAUAGGUCACAAGUAUCUAAAUUAUUUAUUGAUUAAUAUGUCAUAAUAUUAGUAACCUCAAGUUUAGGUAUUAAUAAAAUCAGAAAUAAUUUAUGAGGGAUAUGUAGAACUCCAAAGAAAUAUGUGCUGUAAUUAUUCUUACUAUUUAACACCAUGACUUCAAAUGUUUUGUAGAUACAAAAAAAAUAUUCUUUUGAGACUGCUACUGUUUUUAUACUCUUUGACUCUCUCUACUUGCUGCCUAGAGGACCAAAGUGUUACCCGAACAACAUAUUUAUAUAUUAUAUAUGAACUUAAUUCUGAGGUAAGUCAUUGUAAUGUCCAUUUAUAUAUGAUGCGCAUGUUUGGUAUUACUUUAAUAUUCCUGAUGUUCUGUACCAUUUUCAAGUUGUUCCAGAACUGAACAGAGUAUUGUGAUGUGCUUUUAGUAAAAUCUUGAAUGUAACAACUAGAACUGUGAGUGAAAAAUAACUACUUUCCAUUAUAUAGCCGAAAUAAGGCAGCCUUAGUUAUUUUUCUCUCAGUAGCAAAAUCUGCUUUGGUGGUACAAUGAUCCUGAAUCAUCAUGCACAAAUUCUAAUUCUAAUGAAACACUACUGCUAAUUUCAGUAGACGUCCAGAAGUUCCUCUGUUCGUUUCUCUGAUAAACAUAACUGCCAGAUAAUGUGCCUUAUGGCAAGGCAUUCUAAUCAUGUUAACUUGAAAGCUGCACCAGGGCUUAUACAUUGCUUAUCUCCAUGAGCAAUUAUGAACAGCAUGCCUAUAAAUUUGCAUUGUGUUUUUAUCAUGUUAUUGUUAUGAAAUGUUGUUCAUUUAUCUUUUAUCAUGCAGAUUUAUGAUUGCUUGUAUCUAAGGUACUCGGUGAGAAGUUGAUAUGUUUAGCUUAUUAUUGUACCUGCUCAGGUAAUGCACUAAAAUUUCUGAAGCACACUUAGAUGCAAUGCAUAUUAUCAAGGAAGUGCUGAGAAGAUGCAGUACCGCCAUAGAGGAAUAUUUCCUAGAUGGUUAGGAAAGGAUCUGUGAAACUUGUCAGUCAGUUAAACUGUGUUUCAUUAUUAUUACUA
Molecule: messenger RNA, 3217 nt
Organism: Schistocerca cancellata (South American locust)
Lineage: Eukaryota; Metazoa; Arthropoda; Insecta; Orthoptera; Acrididae
Product: copine-8-like
Exons: 10
Coding region: 259-1911 (550 amino acids)
Biological process (GO): cellular response to calcium ion
Cellular component (GO): plasma membrane
Molecular function (GO): calcium-dependent phospholipid binding
Source: RefSeq, a predicted model, not a curated record